Gallus gallus (chicken) is the source of this 2451-nucleotide messenger RNA. It is a transcript of the gene CUTC, whose product is annotated as cutC copper transporter. The coding region runs from base 97 to 852 and encodes 251 amino acids. The transcript is spliced from 8 exons. The record is from RefSeq and is marked validated. NCBI's taxonomy places the organism in Eukaryota, Metazoa, Chordata, Aves, Galliformes, Phasianidae. Gene Ontology annotation, molecular function: copper ion binding.
GAGGCGGAAGCGGGCGGGAAGCUCGACGGGAGGCUGCGAGGCACCUGGGGGCCGCCAUGGGCCGAGCCGGGCCGAUCGCGUCGUUCCUUCCUAGGCAUGGACGAUGGCUUCCUUAUGGAGGUGUGCGUGGACUCGGUGGAGUCUGCCGUCAACGCGGAGCGCGGAGGUGCCGGCCGGAUCGAGCUGUGCGCGGGCCUGGUGGAGGGAGGAACCACCCCGAGCAUGGGGCUCCUGCAGGUGGUCAAGCAGUGCGUGCGGGUCCCGGUGUUCGUCAUGAUCCGGCCUCGCGGCGGGGAUUUUCUCUACUCGGACCGAGAGGUGGAGGUGAUGAAGGCCGACAUCCGCCUGGCCAAGCUGCACGGUGCGGAUGGGCUGGUCUUCGGGGCCCUCACCGAGGAUGGACGCAUCGAUACGGAGCUCUGCACGGCGUUGCUGGCUGUUUGCCGGCCCUUGCCAGUCACGUUUCACCGAGCCUUCGACAUGGUGCACGACCCUCAGGUGGCACUGGAGACUCUGAUUUCUCUGGGGUUUGAGCGGGUAUUGACCAGUGGCUGCGAUAGCUCUGCACUGGAAGGAUUAUCCUUGAUUAAGAAACUUGCAGAACAGGCAAAGGGUAGAAUUGUCGUAGUGCCAGGGGGUGGCAUCACAGAGCGCAACCUGCAAAGGAUUCUGGAAGGCUCUUCUGCUUCUGAGUUUCACUGCUCUGCUCGCUCAGCCCGGGACUCAGGGAUGAAGUUCAGAAAUCCAAAUGUUGCCAUGGGAGCAUCGUUCUCUGCCCCUGAGUACUCUGUUAAGGUGGCAGAUGUGGCUAAAGUGAGGACCCUGAAUGCCAUUGCAAAGAACAUUCUGUAGUGGAAAGCACUGUGCUGGAACAAGAGCAUCAAGACUCCAGAGUUUUUCCUGCCACAUGGACAGAUGUGUACUGCUUCCGUCCUCAGGCUGCGGAGGAUGCAAAUUAGGUGACAAAGCCUGAUGUUUCUUCCCUUGGUUUCCCCUGAGUGACCAGUCCCUGGCCUGGAAACAUAUGUUGGCCAUUUUAAAUAAAAGGACUCAUUCUUGGAUGUGAUGGCAACAAGCUGCUCAGCAGUAUUUAGAGAGGAAGGGAGCUGAGCAAGUAUGGGAGAAUGAAUUGUGUAGCACUGCAUGUGAUUGUCAAAUAAAUGCUGCAGCUGCUCCCCUCUUACUCUGUUUUUACUGUUUUUUAUUGUUUGUUCUGAAUUUAUUUUACUUUAUGCUCUAUUUUGCAUGGUUUGGUACAGCAUGCUUUGGCAUCAGUUCUAGAUAAGCACUACAAAUGGAAAAGUCCACAUUAGCUCAUCUAUGUAAGAUUAGGCAAUGUGUACAGGAGAUAGAAACACUUCCUGAGAACAAAGUAAUAGCAAAUAAGCACUCAGUUAAGAACUCACUAACUAACUCAAACCCUAGUCGUGUCAGGAGGGCCAAGUGUGAGAGCAACAGAAGAGAGGUAAGAGUCAGAUGAGGGGACGCUGAAUUAAUCAUCCUCAUGCUGCACCAAAAGAUAAAACAGUUACAUCCAAAACACCAUGAAGGGAAAUGUCUUAGCCACAGCUGGAAAAUGAGGUCUGCUCGUGCCAGCUAGUAGGAUAGCUGAGGAUUAGAAACUCAGCAUCUCUUAGGAUAAAGAGAAGCACAUCAAAGUUGUUGAUAUGCAGAGGUGAUGAGCCCAUAUUGCAAGAAGCUUCUACUACCUGACUGAUGAGGUGAGCUAGCUGUGAGCCAACCUGGGCUACAGGUGAGAGAGGUUACGGGGGGGGUAGGGCAUAUGGUGAGAUUCCUUGGGAAGCCAAGGUACUUUUUCUCAGGGAGUUUCCAGGUCCUUUUCCUAACAUAUCUUCACAAGCGUGUCCUUAAUCUUUAGUGUGUGGGGGGGAAAGUGCCUGUGGAUCAGAAUCAGAAUCAUUCAGAAUCAAAAUCUAAUCAGAAUCAAAGCUUAGGCUUGUUUUGGUUUUACCUUAGGAGAAUCAGAUAGUUGAAAACCUAUAGCUAAAGAUUGUAACUUCGGAGCUUCGUGUCAGAGAGCAUAUCCCCUUUUUCACGUGGAUCCGUCAGAGGUUAUCAGUGUCUCUCAAAACACACCUUGGGAACAUAGAUGUCAAUUCUCAACAUGUGAGCUGGAAGGGUACAGCUGCACAGCGUCAGGUCAGUGCUGGCUGAUGUGCACUCGGUAGAAAGGAUUCAAACUUGGUAGAAAUGAUUUCACUUACAGUUAACUGGAUUUAAGAGUUUGUUUAAGAGCUGUAAGAUUUCAUGAGUCAUGAUGAUUAAAGAUAUCUGCAACUCAAUUAAUGUGAAUAUUAUGCUGACACAACCUUCCGCCGUCAUAUAUGUAGUUUGGUUCUUUUGUGUAAAGUUUUGUUUGUUUUAAAAGGCUUCUGAACUCAAAGGGCAUUACACCAUAAAAAAGCAAAGAAAUAAACCUCUUAGAGAUUA